AUGGGUCGCAUGAAGGAGAUUUUCAUCGGCGAAGGCGAUCGCUACAACUAUUCGCAGAUGUGCCUCUUCAACAACCCGUUCUCGAGAGGCGAGAAGCAAAAGGUGAACUUUUACUCGGUCGAUGAGAAGAUCCCCAUCUUCCUCACGCUUAUUAUGGGAUUACAGCACGCCUUUGCUAUGGUGGGCGGUCUCAUCACGGUCCCGUUUGUCAUUUUCAAGUUCUCCGUGUGCUUCGCGUGUGUAGAGCUUCAGCAGUACGCGAUCGCUGCCGCUCUCAUUACCUCCGGUCUGUGCACGCUUAUCCAGCUAUCCAAGUUUCCCAUCCCCGGAUCGGAGAAGUAUUUCGGACGCCAGCUUUUUGUUGGAAGUGGAGUCCUCUCUGUCAUGGGCACCUCCUUUACCUUCUUGCCCAUUUUCGAGAUUGCCAUUCGCCAAAUGACGGCGAGUGGCAUUGACGGACGUACGGCGUACGGAAAAAUGUUGGGUACCUCCAUGCUCUGCGGGCUGCUCGAACUCGGCUUUUCGGUGAUGCCCCUCAAGUAUAUCAAGCGCAUCUUCCCGCCGAUGGUUACCGCGAUUACUGUAAUUCUGAUUGGGGUUGCCUUAAUCGGAACUGGUAUGAAGUACUGGGGAGGUGGUGCCGUGUGCGCUGAUAUGGUGUGGAAGGAACAUUCGCAAAUCACGGGUCAAAACUUGACUUUCCCUCCUCCUUUUCCCACCUGUGAUGCGGGAGAUGUCCAGUUGGGAUACGGCUCUCGGGAGUUGAUUGGCUUGGGGUUUUCAGUCAUGGUGUUUUUGGUCUUUAUUGAGUUGUUUGGAUCGGUCUUCAUGAAGAACUGCAACGUCAUCAUUGCCCUGCUGUUUGGAUACCUGAUUGCCGGUGUUACCGACUACGAAGGCUCCAACUACGUCGAUACGAGUAAGAUUUCCGAUGCGAAGGCCAUUACGUUUUUAUGGGUUGAGACCUUUCCGCUCGGACUAUAUGGUCCCGCCGUAAUUCCUCUCCUCAUUGCGUACUUGGUUACAACAGUCGAGACCGUCGGUGAUAUUUCUGCAGUCUUCGAAGUCUCCGGAAUCAGCAUGGACUCGCAAUCUUUCAAUGAGAGUUUGCAGGGAGGUCUUACGUCGGACAGUAUCUGCAGCAUUAUCUCUGGACUCUUUACUAGCAUGCCCAAUACGACCUUUUCUCAGAACAACGGUGUGAUUGCUCUCACAAAGUGCGCUUCUCGCCGUGCUGGGUAUGGAGCCGCUUUUUGGUGCGUAGUUGUGAUGGGUGUUUUCUCCAAGAUAUCCGGUAUCAUUACAAGUAUCCCGGAUUGUGUUAUUGGAGGCAUGACCAUUUUCCUUUUCGCCAAUGUGCUAGUCUCUGGGAUUGCUCUUUCCGCCACGCUGGACCUUCACUCUCGUCGUGUUAAAUUCAUCAUGGCUUUGAGUUUGGCCAUUGGUGUCGGUGUCACGGUGUGGCCGUUUGCCUUCCAAGAUAUGCGCGGCAGUAGCUACACCGCCAAUUUCUGGCGAUGCUCCGAAUGCUCCGAUACCAUGAAGGGUCUCCGCAACGGUGCGUCUAUUUUCUUGUCUACAGGAUAUUGUGUAGGAACUGUCGUGGCGAUGUUUUUGAACGCCAUCCUUCCUGAAGACGGAGGCGUUGUCAUGUAUGAUGAGACCAAGAAGUUGUCUGAAGAAGAAAGUAACGAAAGCGAAGACGGUGCCGCUGCUCCCUUAGACGAGUACGACAGCGACAAGAAGGAUAUUGAAUAUCAAAAGAACGAAAUUUCAGCCUAA
Phaeodactylum tricornutum CCAP 1055/1 is the source of this 1782-nucleotide messenger RNA. Its product is annotated as purine permease. NCBI's taxonomy places the organism in Eukaryota, Bacillariophyta, Bacillariophyceae, Surirellales, Neidiaceae. Gene Ontology annotation, cellular component: membrane. Gene Ontology annotation, molecular function: xanthine transmembrane transporter activity. The record is from RefSeq and is a predicted model, not a curated record. Bases 1 to 1782 code for a protein of 593 amino acids. The transcript is spliced from 4 exons. Gene Ontology annotation, biological process: xanthine transport; transmembrane transport.